Helicoverpa zea (corn earworm) is the source of this 2868-nucleotide messenger RNA. Its product is annotated as G-protein coupled receptor Mth2-like. Lineage: Eukaryota; Metazoa; Arthropoda; Insecta; Lepidoptera; Noctuidae. The record is from RefSeq and is a predicted model, not a curated record. Gene Ontology annotation, biological process: cell surface receptor signaling pathway. The coding region runs from base 202 to 1440 and encodes 412 amino acids. Gene Ontology annotation, cellular component: membrane. Gene Ontology annotation, molecular function: transmembrane signaling receptor activity. The transcript is spliced from 8 exons.
UAAUCAGCCGUAUUAGAGGCAAAGCCGGCGUCGGAUGCGGCGGUGCGCACUGCUUUCUAAAAGUUUUGUUUUCAUAUUUACAAAACAUACAUCGAGUGCAUUUUUUUUUGAAAUCUACUCAAAUAUAAUUAAGCAAACACGGUGGAAAAAUACGCAAUAAAUACCAGUGAAUAAGAAGUGAAUGAAUAAGAGUUUUUCAAAAUGUUGCAAAUUGUGUGGAUUUUGUCAAUUCUAAUGUGCCAAUGUGUUUUGGGAAGUAAACAAUGUUGUCCGGCAGGACAAGCAAUUCUUAUAAGAAGUGAUGUUUGUUGGGAUCCUAAAACCAAUGUUACUUCACCGGUGUCUUUGUCGUGCAAAAAUACCGUAAGGUUUAUAAGAGGCUUUAAAGUUAAUGACGCUGACGCUCUAGAGCUACACCUUGGAGAUAAUUUUGAUGAAACAUUUGAACCAGACAUGUAUUGCUUGAGUGUGACUACUAACCGAUUAGACAUCAAAUUAAAUAAAACAAGGCCCGUUUCGAUAGUAUGUGCUGGCGAAGACGAAGAAAUUAUCGACCAGAGUAUACUGGGAUAUACUAUGAUUAUAUCCAUUAUAUUUUUGACAGCCACAGCCCUCAUAUACGGGUUAUUGCCGGAAUUAAGGGACGUUCAAGGGAAAAGUAUUAUCAACUUUUGUAGCAGCCUGGCUAUUGGCCUCAUGGUUCUUGUUAUCAUGAAACUUAUGAUUUACAGUGACAUGGGCUGGUGUGCGGUUCGAGGAUUUUUGGUGUACUUCUUUAUGAUAGCUGCAUUCUUCUGGUCUAAUGCUAUAUCAAUUCAAGUCUUAUUAAGCAUAAGACGUCCCACUAUUUUGGACUAUGGUUGGAGAGAGUUCAAAUGGUAUAUGAUAUACGCAUGGGUAUGCCCGGCUCUCCUAACAAUAUGCAUGGCCAUAGUGAACUUCCACCCGGGUGAUCACACAAAGCCGGGUAUCGGAUUAAACCACUGCUGGUUCUUCAAUAAGUACCAACAAUGGUAUUACAUGUAUAGUGUUAUCUCCAUACUGCUGACGGCCAAUAUUUGCAUAUUUAUUUACACAUCAGUGAUGAUAUGGCGCCUAUCACUUUCUUCGAGCCACGCAAGAGCCCUGAAGUACAAGUUCGUGAUGACCGUGCGACUCAUUAUACUUAUGGGGCUUCCAUGGGUGUUUGAAAUGAUUGGUUCAUUGGCGGGAAAGCAUAUUAUUUGGACCAUACUGGAUAUAUUCAACACCCUACAAGGAAUACUGAUAUUCCUUUUGCUGGUAGUUUUUCGUAAACGUGUGGUAAAAAUUAUGUACAGACAUGGCUGGCUAAACUGCAUGUCAGAAUUCAUUGAGAAAUAUUUGGCGACAGAAGAUGACGAAGAGAAUGUUGUUCAACAUACCGACGUGCCAUUGAACGAGCGGACCAUCAUAUCUUGAUCCUGACUUAGACUUACUGGCCACUAAAGCGAAGCAAGGCUGCGAUGCAGUAGCAUGAAGAGAUAGAAGUGCACUGAUAGCAUUGAUUUUGUUUGAAUUUCAAUGUGAUGAUACUUUUUCUUCAGUUGAUAGGCAACAUUAUUGUGGGAAACGGAAAGUGCUGGACAUAAAAUCAGUAUUAUUUAUUUACUUUAGACAGACCUAUUAUUUCUGUCUGUUUUCUUUUUAUGUCUAGGUAGGUGAAUGCCGCUGAGGUGGUGCCUCUAUUACAUAGUACAGAGAAGCUACCUAUUAGCGGCCAAAAUUAAGGUCAUGAAUCUCUAGUUUUGUAUAAUACAUAUAUAGAACACGUUGCAUUCAAUAUAACAUAGUUAGAAAGAUUUGGUAAGAAACGAAAAAGUUAUUAUUUUAAGGCUACGUUAAUAUGAGAAGAAGCGAGUGUUUUAUACAUAACCAUAAUUUUUCUAUCGAUUUCAAAAAAAGGAGGAGGUUCUUAAUUCGUCGGGAUCUUUUUUAAUUUAUUUUUACACCUAGUAUCGGUCUGGAAGUUGGUGGCGAAAUAAACAUAGCUACAUUUACUAGACACUGACUCCUAGGCCGAUGCACCUCUGCGGACUGUUCGAAAGAGAUACCGCGGCCCUGGCACAUAAAAAGGCCUACGACGGAACACGACGGUUUUUAGUCAGUAAGAGUCUGACACUCCCUCACCGCUGCUAACCCACAGCGGGAGGGGUCAUUUGAUAAUUUUGUCGUUAAAAAAACAGGCCGGUGCACCUAAAAAUAGUUUUUUAUUUUGGUUUUUAGUGUUUUCAGAAGUCAUUUUUUUUUACUUUUUUUUUCAGCGUUAGUUUUUCAGAGUUUUUGUUAGAGUGAUAAUUUCAUCUUGAAAAGUACGAUGAAAGGCAAGAAUAAGAUAAAAGCCAAUGCAAUUGUCAAUCUAGUCGAACCCUUAGUCUGAUAAGUUUUUAAUUAUAGAUAGAUACCAAUUUUUACAUUUUUGAUCUUAAAUUAAAGUAAGUGACAUAAAGGGUGAUCGUAUAGCUAAAAGCGAUUUAAUUAUAAUUGAAUAUCUGUAAGUAUUGUGCUAGGGUAAGACCUACAUAAACCUAUGUUUAAGAAUUUCGAUUUGUUCAAAGUGAUGAUAACAUACAAUAUUGUUCACUUUCUUAUUUAGGUUUGGUUCGAGGAACCUGCUAGAUUCCAUAAAAAUAAACGAAGUAAUGAUUUUGCACGUAACGAACAAUUCAAUAACUCCUUGAUGACUUGCGAAUCAAUUAUAUUGUCAGCCCGGGACUUUAUUAUAGUGAUUUAUGUUAAUGCUUUAGUUGUAGGUACUAUAUGCGUUUAUACUUAAUUCAUAAGUAGCUUAUAAGAAGAUUAUAUUUUUUGAUAUUUUUUGUGAUGUUGAUUAUACUUUUUUUAUAAACA